Molecule: messenger RNA, 625 nt
Organism: Diaporthe batatas
Lineage: Eukaryota; Fungi; Ascomycota; Sordariomycetes; Diaporthales; Diaporthaceae
Product: cytochrome c oxidase subunit VIa
Exons: 4
Coding region: 90-485 (131 amino acids)
Biological process (GO): mitochondrial electron transport, cytochrome c to oxygen
Cellular component (GO): mitochondrial inner membrane
Molecular function (GO): enzyme regulator activity
Source: RefSeq, a predicted model, not a curated record
CGAAUCCCCCUUCUGCAGCGACAUACCAGCCACCGAAGCAAUUGAGCCUCUCCACUCCCACGCCAUCGUCGAGCCCCGAACCACCGAAAAUGUUCCCGCAGCGACAGAUCCUGCGCUCCGCGCCGCGCUUCCUGCGCUCCCCCGCCGUCCAGCGCCGCUUCAUGAGCUCGCCCGCCCCCAAGGCCGGCGAGAACGCCUUCAUCAAGGAGCGCGAGGCCGUCAAGCACCACGCCGCCGGCACCACUGAGCUCUGGAAGAAGAUCUCUAUCUACGCCUGCAUCCCUGGGCUCGCCCUUGCCGGCGCCAACGCCUACUGGCUGUGGUCGGAGCACUGGGAGCACUGGUCUCACUUGCCCCCUCUGGAGGAGCGCACCGAGUACCCCUACCAGAACAUCCGAACCAAGAACUUUCCCUGGGGAGACGGCGACAAGACCCUCUUCUGGAACGACUCGGUCAACUACCACAACAAGGACAAGACCACCUAAUCUGGGGACGAGUCUGUGUCAGAUUAUGGAAGAGCUCGCCAAGUCUGGCGUGGUUAGAUAGAGCGCCGGAGAACCGUCGCAGACAAAUCGACCUGUACAUGUUUCCUAGAGUCACAGCAAUCGAUCUUCAAAUUUACAAA